AAAGUUCCUUUAUCAUAAUUUCUGAUAGUGAACGAAUCGUUGCUUUCUGAUUGAGCACGAUAAAUUAAUUACAGUGAAAUUUUUUGUUGUAUAAUAAUUAAAAUCAAAUAUAUGUAUAUAUAUAAUAAUAAUCGGCAAAGUAAAAGUUAAAAAUGGACGGAGUCAGAUUCAAAAUCCUAUUAAUAGGAGACAGUGCCGUCGGCAAGACCAACAUUAUCCUAGCAUUCACAAAAGGCCGAUACAAUCCAUUACAACCUGUCACAGUUGGAGUUGACUACAAAAUCAAAGAUAUUGAAGUGAAUGGAGUUAAAGUGAAGCUGUCAAUAUGGGACACAGCAGGCCAAGAGAAAUUCAGCUCAUUGAUUCCUAGUUUCUACAGAAAUGCACACGGCGCCAUAUUCGUUUAUGACACGACAGAACCACAAACACUAGCCAACUUAGAGAAGUGGCUUCAAGAACUUAAAGAUAAUACUACAAGAGAGAAUGUAGUGUGCUUAGUUGCAGGAAAUAAAAUUGACAGGCCGAGAGCGGUACGCAGUGCGCAGGGGCAGGCAUUCGCGCAAAAACACAAAAUGUUAUAUUUCGAAUGUAGCGCUAAGAAUAAUGAUGGGAUCAACUUAAUCUUUGAAGAACUUGUACAGAAGAUCAUCGAGACGUCAGCCUCAUUGGAGACCAGCAAAAGUUCCAAUUCUUGUAAAGCAAUUGUCGUGCAACAAAAAAAAUACCGACAAUAUCAAGAGGACAAUGAUUCUUGUCCCUGUUAAUUAUAAGAUGAUUUGUUUGUACCCUAUGCAUUCAUAGACAUAGUGGACAGUUAUGCCAACCGUCUACUUUAAAAAGAAUAUUAUAAAAGUAUUGUAAGCAGAGUCGUGGAUUGUGAAUUGAAAGACCCCGAUUGUCAAAACAAGUUUAAUACGAGCAACAGAGUAAUACACAGUUGUUAGAAAUGGCGGGAGCGCGCUCUAGGUCUAGGUACAUAUGAAACAUGCGAACGUAUUGGCGGCCGGCGUAAGACUACUGUAGAGGGCGCCAGUACCUAUUACUUAUAACGGGCGGGUGGAUGCCCGCGAGAUGCCCGGAUUGGUCGUUCUAUUAUGUUGGUAGUAGUGACGUUGGGUUGUACCAUAAAAGCAAAUUAUAUCAUACAAUAGUGUCAAAGUUUUAUAAAAAAGAAAUGUCUUAAUAUUAUUUAUAUUAAUAAUAAUAUCUGUUAUUAAUAAUAUAUGGAAACUAAACUAA
Molecule: messenger RNA, 1239 nt
Organism: Galleria mellonella (greater wax moth)
Lineage: Eukaryota; Metazoa; Arthropoda; Insecta; Lepidoptera; Pyralidae
Product: ras-related protein Rab-18A-like
Exons: 5
Coding region: 153-764 (203 amino acids)
Molecular function (GO): GTP binding; GTPase activity
Source: RefSeq, a predicted model, not a curated record